AUGCAGGGCGGGAAUAAUUCUCAGCGCGCGCAUGAUGGCAUGUACUACACAGAGCUGCGGCUUCCGACCAUACCCGAGGAAGUAGAGCCAAGAGACGCGGACGGCGGAUCGCAGUCCUCGUUUGAGUCGCAGGCGUGGCACACGUGGCCCGAUUCGCCGUUGACGGCGGUGUCUGCCGGCGAGGGCGCGGAGAUGCGGACCAUGGUGGACGAGUUGGUGGAGAUGUACCAUGCAGAUGUGCGCCACCGCGAUAUGCACGCGCGGUUCAUCCGCGAGUACGUGCAGGCGCUCGAGAGCCAGUACGAGUUUGACUCGGUUGUCAUGGCGCCGUUGCAAUACCUACAGUCCAUGAUUCGGCCUUUGCGCGAGGUGGUGAACGGGACGGGCAGCGCGGGCUGCCGCGUGCGCGGCGAGCUGCCCGUGUGGUGGGGCUGCAACAACGAGGAGAACUGCCCACCGCCACUACUGUGA
Messenger RNA from Eremothecium gossypii ATCC 10895, 471 nucleotides. RefSeq names its product ACR058Cp. The record is from RefSeq and is marked provisional. Lineage: Eukaryota; Fungi; Ascomycota; Saccharomycetes; Saccharomycetales; Saccharomycetaceae. Bases 1 to 471 code for a protein of 156 amino acids. The transcript has a single exon.